Cladocopium goreaui is the source of this 1329-nucleotide messenger RNA. The record is from the annotation of a GenBank genome assembly. Lineage: Eukaryota; Dinophyceae; Suessiales; Symbiodiniaceae.
UGCCAGAUUGGUGCUGAGAAAAAAAAAACGCUGUGAGACUGCCUAAAGGCAGACCAUGUCAGAGGAUAAUGGGCUUCAAUUGGAGCGGGCAAAGGCGCGGAUAGAAGAGCUUGAGCAGCAGAUUAAGAACCUUCGGGCUGCUGUACCAAGCAGCCAGACAACAGCUGCCCCCUUGACUAGAGUCGUUGGUGGGCAUGUCGUGAAUGAGAUGAUGUACGAGGAGGUCAUCCUAUUGGCAGUGCUAGUGUUUAUGCUGAUGCUGUGGAUGAUUCCAGUCUUGAGGCCUUUCAGGUAUUGCUGUGAGACUAGACUUCACAAGGUUUAUCCAGCGAUCACCAUCUUCAACUUAAUUUGCCUAGCGGUGACUCUCAACCAGCUAUUUUUGAUCAGCUUCAACGACUUUUUCUUUGGGAUGGUAAAUGCCUUCGAACUGAUCUUGCAGAAGACCGAGCAAGCCCUGAUUGGAGUGGCUGCACUUUUUGCCAUUGGGGUUGUGUGGAAGUUCAAAGAUCGGGUUUUCGAGGUUCUUGGUGUUGAGAAUGCUGCAGCGGUGUUUGGUGACUUCCGUGAUUGGGCAACAUGCUGGUCCAUGAAGCGCUUCCAUCCCCUGGAAGUCUUUAUUUGGAAGGUUGAAGGUCUGCCAUCAGCUCGACUGCAUUCACCCAAUGAUGUCUUUUGCGAGGUGUCGUUUGGCUACAAUGUAGUGAUGAAAACACGAGUUCAUCACCGUGCUGGACAUUCUUGCGUGUUCAAAGAGACCUUGCAGCUCAAUUUCGAUCCUUUUGAUUCGGAGCGUCGUCUUACAUUGUCCAUCAUGAGCCAGGAAGUUGUUGGAUCUAGCGAAUUGGCAAAGCUGCAGCUUGGCACAGAGCAGGUCCGUAGGCUAGAAGGACCAGCAGAGGACUUGAGCAGGUCUGUUGGAUGGGGCAGCAAAGCUGACCCAGCAGUUUGGUCCCCUUCCAACUUCCAAUGCUGGGAUUUGGUCCCUGCAGGGAAGGUCUACCUUCGAUUCAUUCCUGUGCCAGAGGAGUCCAAGAGCUGGUGGGACACAUUGACGAGGACAACUUAAGUGCCAGCAACACAAAGUGCUGAUUAGGGUACUCUCCUGUAGUUUAAGAUCAAAAUCCAGUACAGCUACUUGGAUCUCGGCUUCCUCUCCUCUGCAAAGACAGAGCCAGUAUGAGCCAGUACUAUAUACUAUGUGUGCAGCAACCUGGGCAAAGCCUCAGUCAUAUGAGAGCCUUGAAAGAUCUUAAAAGUGCAGUUUGGUCGAUUUCCUCUUGCAACUUUUGGGUGCGCCGUCAGCUCACAUGCGGUGCUUCCGGUUUC